GGAGCCGGCCGUGCGCUCCGGCCCCGCGUCCGCCCGCUGUCCGCCCGCGCGGCCCGCGGGCUCCCGUAACUGGAUAAAAGAAGACUGGAAACAUGUCGGAGUUUUGGUUAAUUUCUGCCCCUGGAGAUAAGGAAAAUUUACAAGCACUAGAGAGGAUGAAUACAGUAACCUCCAAGUCCAACCUGUCUUAUAACACCAAAUUCACGAUUCCUGACUUCAAGGUGGGGACCUUAGAUUCCCUUGUUGGCCUCUCUGAUGAGUUGGGGAAACUGGAUACCUUUGCUGAAAGCCUCAUAAAGAGAAUGGCCCAGAGCGUGGUGGAAGUUAUGGAAGAUGCGAAGGGGAAGGUCCAGGAGAACCUCCUGGCCAACGGAGGUUUGAAGGAAAAAAUGAAAUAUCUAAAGAUUGACUUAACAUCCUUUGUGACUCGCUUUGAAUGGGACAUGGCCAAAUACCCCGUGAAGCAGCCGCUGGUGAGCGUGGUGGACACCAUAGCGAAGCAACUGGCACAGAUCGAGACUGAUCUGAAGUCCCGAACGGCCGCCUACAACACUCUGAAGACCAACCUGGAGAAUCUGGAGAAGAAAUCCAUGGGAAACCUCUUUACUCGGACACUGAGCGAUAUUGUGAGCAAAGAAGACUUUGUGUUGGAUUCCGAGUAUCUGAUCACACUUCUGGUCAUUGUCCCCAAACCAAGCUACGCACAAUGGCAGAAAACCUAUGAAUCCCUCUCUGACAUGGUAGUUCCUCGGUCGACCAAACUGAUUGCCGAGGACAACAACGAUGGCCUCUUCACAGUGACUCUGUUUCGAAAAGUGAUCGAUGAUUUCAAAAUCAAAGCCAAAGAGAACAAGUUCACUGUCCGUGAAUUUUACUAUGAUGAAAAAGAAAUUAAAAGGGAAAAGGAAGAGAUGACCAGGUUGCUGUCAGAUAAGAAGCAACACUAUCAUAUUUCCAGUGUUGCUCUUAAAAAGGGACCGUCCACCUUCCCGGACCACAAGGUUAAGGUAACCCCGCUAGGGAACCCUGAUAGGGCUGCGGCGGGGCAGACCGGCAGAGAGAGAGAGAGUGAGGGCGAGGGUGAGGGCCCCCUGCUCCGAUGGCUCAAGGUGAACUUCAGUGAAGCCUUUAUCGCCUGGAUCCACAUCAAGGCAUUGAGAGUGUUUGUGGAGUCCGUGCUCAGGUAUGGGCUGCCAGUCAACUUCCAGGCGGUGCUCCUCCAGCCUCAUAAAAAGUCAUCCACCAAACGUUUAAGAGAGGUUCUGAACUCUGUCUUCAGACAUCUGGAUGAAGUAGCAGCUGCAAGUAUAUUGGAUGCAUCCGUGGAGAUCCCUGGAUUGCAACUCAGCAACCAAGACUACUUUCCUUACGUCUAUUUCCACAUUGACCUCAGUCUCCUUGACUAGGAAGGUGGGCCGGCACCACUGCACAUCCCCGCAAAUGCUGCUUCCCUUCAGCCAGAGAGCACCUCAAGUAUCCUAAGGAAUUUAGAUUUUUAGAGAAAUUGCUCACAAAAUUAGUUACAGUUGUAUUUAUUUUUUUUAAGUUACAAUAAAGAAAUGUUCUCAGUCCUUUGAA
Molecule: messenger RNA, 1578 nt
Organism: Camelus dromedarius (Arabian camel)
Lineage: Eukaryota; Metazoa; Chordata; Mammalia; Artiodactyla; Camelidae
Gene: ATP6V1C2
Product: ATPase H+ transporting V1 subunit C2
Exons: 15
Coding region: 93-1406 (437 amino acids)
Biological process (GO): proton transmembrane transport
Cellular component (GO): vacuolar proton-transporting V-type ATPase, V1 domain; lysosomal membrane
Molecular function (GO): proton-transporting ATPase activity, rotational mechanism
Source: RefSeq, a predicted model, not a curated record